Pseudozyma hubeiensis SY62 is the source of this 843-nucleotide messenger RNA. RefSeq names its product FAD-linked sulfhydryl oxidase. Lineage: Eukaryota; Fungi; Basidiomycota; Ustilaginomycetes; Ustilaginales; Ustilaginaceae. Gene Ontology annotation, molecular function: flavin adenine dinucleotide binding; flavin-dependent sulfhydryl oxidase activity. The record is from RefSeq and is a predicted model, not a curated record. The transcript has a single exon. The coding region runs from base 1 to 843 and encodes 280 amino acids. Gene Ontology annotation, cellular component: mitochondrion.
AUGAUAUCCCGAUUCUUCCAGCUAGUCCUGCUGGCAGGAUUGAUCCUUCUGAUCCCAUCGUUUUUGUAUCUUUCGCAUCCAGCGCAACCGACGUUCAUCGAUCCUGCAACGGGACUUGCGUAUACCUCGGAUUCGAUCCUCAGCGGUCAAGCGUCUAACGACCAUGCACAGAUCUCGCAGGGGAAAGGCGUAGAGCAGUCCAAGUGGAACGGGUGGAAUUGGCAGGAUGCUUCUGCUGGAGUACACAAGGUGGAAGACUCGGUGAAAGGGUUGAUCGAUCACUGGCGUCCCACGGGCAACUCUCCCUUUAACCAAGACUCUUCCCCGCUCAAACCACCUCCCUCACCAUCCUCCACCGCCGCUGCUGCUGCCAAAGACACCCAGCGGGUCGACGGCGUCAUAAUGCCCGCCAUGUCCAACCUCACCGCCAAAGCCGCCCUCGGCCGUUCCACCUGGCACUUUCUACACACCAUGACCCUCCGCUUUCCCGACAAACCCACACCGCAAGAAUCGGAAACCCUCCGAUCGUUCUUCCACAACUUCGCCCUCCUCUACCCCUGCGGCGAAUGCGCCCAACACUUCCAACGGCUCAUCAAGGAGCUACCCCCGCAGGUGGGGUCGAGGAUGGGUGCAAGUCUGUGGCUGUGCACAGUGCACAACGAGGUGAACAAGAGCCUGGGAAAGAAGGAGUUCGAGUGCGAUAAGCUCGACGAGAGCUACGAUUGCGGUUGCGGAGACGAUCCCAAGUCAAAGUCGAAGGAAUCGGGGUCAGGGUCAGCAACGAAUAGUGCACCGCCAAUCGCUGCACCGCCAUCGCAUAAGGACGUAACCCCAUUCGCAUAG